AUAACUGAAUUCAUCCUCCUGGGGAUUUCUGAUGCAAGGGAGCUGCGAGUCCUCUUCUUCACCUUCUUCCUCACCAAUGCCAUGGCUCUGCUGGGAAACAUUCUCAUCAUUGUGGCAGUCAGGGCUGACCCCAACCUGUACUCACCCAUGUACUUUCUCCUCUGCAAUUUGUCCUUCAUGAACAUUUAUUAUGCCCCUGCCACCUCUCACAGGAUACUGAUGGACCUGCUCUCCCAAAGAAAGACCAUUGCCUUUGAGGGAUGUAUAGCCCAGCUGUCUUUUCUGAACUUUGUUGGGGCAACAGAGAUGUUCCUCCCAGCAGUGAUGGCAUACACAGCCAUCUGCAAACCCCUGCACUACACAGUCAUCAUAAGCCAGCAGGUGUGCUGGGUCCUGGUAUCUGCCUGCUGAGAACGGUGUUUCCUCUACUCCAUGGUCCAGAUGCUGCUCACAAUCCAGCUCACCUUCUCUGCCCUCAGUUUAAUUGACAGCUACUUCUGUGACAUGCCUCCAGUCAUCUGGCUGGCCUGCAUGGGCAUCUACAUCACUGAGUCGUUCAUGGCCUCUAUCUCAGAGUGGCCUGAGGGCUGCAUCACCACAGCCUCCAGCAGUGGCUUAAUAGCCCUGGUUUGCUUCCUGGUGCUGGUCACAUCUUAUAUGUUCAUCUCGGUCACAAUCAGGGUCCGCUUCACUGAGGGGCACUGGAAGGCACUCUCCACCUGUGCCUCACACAUCGCGGUCAUCACCCUCUUGUUUGUAUCCCACACCUACAUCUACCUCUGUCCCUUCUCUGUCUUCUACCAAGAAGAAACUGGAAAUAUGAAACAAGUCUUUCAACACUAA
Molecule: messenger RNA, 843 nt
Organism: Nipponia nippon (crested ibis)
Lineage: Eukaryota; Metazoa; Chordata; Aves; Pelecaniformes; Threskiornithidae
Source: RefSeq, a predicted model, not a curated record